CUCCACCCUAUGGAACCAGGGAACAGUACACAUAUCUCAAAAUUUCUUCUUCUGGGAUUCUCAGAGGAACCAAAACUUCAGCCCCUCAUAUUUGGGCUUUUCCUCUCCAUGUACCUGAUCACUGUGUUUGGAAACCUGCUCAUCAUCCUGGCUGCCAGCUCUGACUCCCACCUCCACUCACCCAUGUACUUUUUUCUAUGCAACCUGUCCUUCGUAGACAUAUGUUUCACUUCCACCACCAUCCCAAAGAUGCUGUGGAACAUCCAGACCCAGAAUAAAGUUAUAACCUACAGAGGCUGUAUCACCCAAAUAUACUUUUACAUACACUUUGCAGGAUUGGAUAUCUUUCUUCUGACUGUGAUGGCCUAUGACCGGUUUGUGGCCAUAUGUGAUCCCCUGCACUACAUGCUCAUCAUGAACCCCCAGCUCUGUGGGCUUCUGGUUCUGGUGUCCUGGGUGAUGUGUGCCAUGUAUUCUUUAUUACACAGCUUAAUGGUGUUGCAGCUGUCUUUUUGUAUAGACUUGGAGAUUCCUCACUUUUUUUGUGAAAUCAAACAAGUGGUCCAACUUGCCUGUUCAGACACCUUUCUUAAUAAUAUGGUGAUGCAUUUUGGAGCUGGACUUCUGGGUGGUAGUACCCUGGCUGGUAUCCUUUACUCUUACUCUAAAAUAAUUUCCUCUAUAUGUAGAAACUCAUCCACUCAGGGGAAGCAUAAAGCAUUUUCUACCUGUGUAUCUCACCUCUCAGUUGUCUCCUUAUUUUAUUGUACUAGCCUAGGAGUGUACCUCAGCCCUUUUGUUACCCACAGCUCACAGUCAAGUGCAACAGCUGCGGUAAUGUACACUGUGGUCACACCCAUGUUGAACCCCUUCAUCUACAGUCUGAGAAAUAAAGACAUAAAGAGGGCUCUGGAGAGAAUUUAUCAGAAACUUGUGUUGAAUUUUGUCAAAAUCUCAGCAAUCUUAGGCUCCUCAGGUCAUGUUUCCUUUGGAGACCUAAGUCUGGCUGGGAAAUCUAUCCCUUCCUCCUUCCAGAAGUGUCUUGUGGGGAUGGAGUUUCCAUCUCCAUUAUCAACCAUCCAGGAGGCGUUUGAACUUCCACACAGAGACCUUUCUCUCAGAGUUCCCAUCCAGAUGGACAACUUCCUUCUGACCAUGAUACCCUAUGAUCUCUUUGUGGCCAUCUGCCGCCCCCUGCAAUAUACAGUCAUUAUGAACCCUAUUCUCUGUGGACUGCUGGUUCUAAUCUCCUGGAAAACCAAAGUGUGCUUUACGACAGGUGCCAGAGAGACAGUGCAAGAACAGCAGCCAGGACUCUUUGAAGAAAAUUCUGACAACUGCAUCACUAUCUUCCUCAGGAAGCCCAGCGAAGAAUGA
Messenger RNA from Phacochoerus africanus (Common warthog), 1377 nucleotides. RefSeq names its product olfactory receptor 7A17-like. The coding region runs from base 10 to 1377 and encodes 455 amino acids. Gene Ontology annotation, molecular function: olfactory receptor activity; G protein-coupled receptor activity. The transcript is spliced from 5 exons. NCBI's taxonomy places the organism in Eukaryota, Metazoa, Chordata, Mammalia, Artiodactyla, Suidae. Gene Ontology annotation, biological process: G protein-coupled receptor signaling pathway. Gene Ontology annotation, cellular component: membrane. The record is from RefSeq and is a predicted model, not a curated record.